GAAACUCUCUCCAUACACUCUCCAAAUCUUAAUUCGGUACGACGCCAGGCAGCUGCGAGCUUUCUCUCUCUACUCCUCCAUCUAGCUUCUCUGUGCGCUCCAGUUCUAGACGGCGUCAUGAUGCCUUCAAAUCCAACAUCUUCUGCGGAGGCGGCUGCUGAUAUUGAAGAGGAUAUCAGGGCGCUUCAGCUUGAUUCAUCUGAUACUCAUAUGACUAUUGCUGAUGACGGCAAACCUGAUGAAGAUGAAAAUCCAGUUGAAAUUAACAAACCAGUUGAAAAGGAGCCACAAGCAAACUCAAGACCAAUCCAUAUAGACCCCAAAGGCUCUAUAGAAGAAAAAGAAAAGAAAACAUCAGCUCAAGAUGAUGAAGCAGAAAUCCCCAAAAAGCGUCAUCUGAAUGUCGUAUUCAUAGGGCAUGUUGAUGCCGGCAAAUCAACCAUUGGAGGACAGAUAUUGUUCCUUAGUGGACAAGUAGAUGACCGUACAAUCCAGAAGUAUGAGAAGGAAGCAAAGGAUAAAAGUAGAGAGAGCUGGUAUAUGGCAUAUAUUAUGGACACAAAUGAAGAAGAGAGGGAUAAGGGGAUUACUGUUGAAGUUGGAAGAGCGCACUUUCAAACAGAAACUACAAGAUUUACUAUUUUGGAUGCUCCGGGGCACAAGAGUUAUGUACCCAAUAUGAUUAGUGGAGCUUCUCAAGCUGAUAUAGGUGUGCUGGUGAUAUCGGCUAGGAAGGGUGAGUUUGAAACUGGAUAUGAAAGAGGUGGACAAACACGCGAGCAUGUUCUACUUGCAAAGACCCUUGGGGUCACAAAGCUCAUCAUUGCUGUGAAUAAAAUGGAUGAACCUACCGUCAACUGGUCAAAAGAAAGGUAUGAUGAAAUCGAGGGGAAAAUGACACCAUUUCUGAAAUCAUCUGGAUAUAAUGUGAAGAAAGACGUUCGAUUUCUUCCCAUAUCUGGGCUUUUGGGUUCAAAUCUGAAAACUCAACUGGCUAAAAGUGUUUGUCCGUGGUGGAAUGGCCCAUGUCUAUUCGAAGCUCUUGAUGCUGUUGAAGUCCCGUACCGUGAUCCUAAUGGUCCUUUCAGAAUGCCAUUAAUUGAUAAAUUUAAAGAUAUGGGAACAGUAGUUAUGGGUAAAGUUGAAAAUGGCAGCGUGCGUGAAGGUGACAGUCUGUUGGUGAUGCCCAAUAAGGCUCAUGUUAAAGUUCUUGCCUUAUUCAUUGAUGAAGAUAAAGUGCGACAAGCGGGGCCUGGAGAGAACUUACGAGUUAGAGUAUCUGGGAUUGAGGAAGAGGAUAUCCUAUCAGGCUUUGUUUUGUGCAGUGUUGUUAAGCCAGUCCCUGCUGUUACUGAGUUUAUUGCGCAGCUGUCAAUCCUGGAGUUAUUGGAUAAUGCAAUUUUUACUGCUGGUUACAAGGCUGUGUUGCAUAUUCACUCGGUUGUUGAGGAGUGUGAAAUUGUAGAUUUGAUGCAAGAAAUUGAUCCAAAAACAAAGAAGCCCAAGAAAAAGAAACCACUCUUUGUUAAGAACGGUGCUUUUGUUGUGUGUCGCAUUCAGGUGAAUAAUAUGAUUUGCAUUGAGAAAUUCUCUGAUUUCCAACAGCUUGGAAGAUUCACUCUUCGAACAGAGGGGAAAACUGUUGCUAUGGGCAAAGUCACUGCUCUUCCCACCGUAGGCGAAAGUGCAUAAACAUUCUCGUGGUCUCAUUCACGUGUCGUCGUAAUAAUGGUUCACAUUGCAGACGUGACAGAGUUACAAAACACAACCAUAAUCACACACACGAGUUUGUGUCCUGUGAUUGUCCAUGUUUUGAUUUGAGGAUAGAGGUAUUUUUGGAGCAUGCUGAUGUCGACCCCAAGUAGGAUUGUGUGGGGUGGUUUUUAGUUGCCUUGUUGCUUAACAUACACAAGUGCUGACCAGAGAUUAAUUAUCUCAUUAACUAUUUUUUUUUAAUUUUUCCAUUCACAUUCCAGUGAUCUUAAAUUGUCAUGCCACUCGUACAAUGUCGGAAACUUGUCUGGUACACUUUGGAGUGAUGCUCGACUUUUCUUUUAGAUGAUGCAUGGGUGUUAUUCAAUAGGAUAUCAAAUGAACGUUUUAGUUGAAU
This is a messenger RNA of Cuscuta campestris, 2110 nucleotides long. NCBI's taxonomy places the organism in Eukaryota, Viridiplantae, Streptophyta, Magnoliopsida, Solanales, Convolvulaceae. The record is from the annotation of a GenBank genome assembly.